AUGGAAUCACUCCAAACGUUUCAACCGAAUCAAAAUCUCCAGAAGCUUCAAAUGGGCAAAAUGAGACACCUUCUGACGAAGGUAAUGGAAGAUUCAGAAGAAGAUGAGGAUGACGAUGAAGAGUUGGCUUUAAUGGUUAAGAAACUGAAAAAGAUGGCAACGAAGGCAAAGAUAAACAAGUUCAAGAAGCAAUUCAAGAAUCCUAAGCCAUCAAAAGCCAAAAAGCUAAACUUUAAGAAGAAAUCAAAUGGCGAAGAUGAGGAAAACAAGGACGUGAUAUAUGAUGAUGAAUGCGAACAAGAAUAUGCCAAUAUCUGCUUAAUGGUAAAAUCAGACUCUGAAUCAAGUUCUGAUGAAGAAGAUGAGGUUAGUAAUUCCAAUAUUCCUGAAGCAGUUUCAAAUUACAUUGAUGAGUUAAUUUCUGUCAAUAAAACUGCUUUCAAGAAAAUUUCUGAAUUGAAGAAGGAGACUCAACAAGAUGACUCUGCCACUGAAAAUCCAGCAUCUGAAGAAUCUGACAAAGCAUCUGAUGAACUGGCGAUAGGCGAAAGUAAUCAAAAUCAAAGAUCUGAUGAAAUUCCAGAAUCAUCAAACCAAGAAAAUAAUGAGGAAUCAUCAAAUCUUGACAUUGAAAACAAUGAAAGAUUCAACAAAAACUGGAAGCAUAAAUCCAGUCAUCGUCAUGAUCUUAUCAUUGGAAGCAUAGAUGAAGGAAUCAAAACAAGGGCAAAGGCAAAAGAAGUUAUAAACUCGCUGGCUCUUAUCUCUGAAGUUGAACCAAAGAAUAUUGAUGAAGCCUUGAAAGAUGAAAGUUGGAUUGAAGCCAUGCAAGAGGAACUGUUACAGUUCAAGAUCAAUCAAAUAUGGGAACUCGUUCCAAGACCCAAAAAUCACCUAGUUAUUGGAAUAAAAUGGGUAAUUUUAUGGACGUGCUUGUAG
Molecule: messenger RNA, 939 nt
Organism: Syzygium oleosum
Lineage: Eukaryota; Viridiplantae; Streptophyta; Magnoliopsida; Myrtales; Myrtaceae
Exons: 4
Coding region: 1-939 (312 amino acids)
Source: RefSeq, a predicted model, not a curated record